GUACAUCAACAUUUCAUGCGUGUUAGCGGUAACACGUCACGUGACGUCACUGAUAAGGGUGGCUACCGGCUGUAUACUAAAGGAGCUUCUGAAAUCGUUUUGAAAAAGUGUUCUUUCAUCUAUGGACACGAGGGUCGUCUGGAGAAGUUCACACGCGACAUGCAGGACAGGCUGGUGAAGCAGGUCAUCGAGCCCAUGGCCUGCGAUGGACUCAGGACUAUCUCCGUCGCCUACAGAGACUUCGUUCCCGGCAAGGCUGAUAUCAACCAGGUGCAUAUAGACCAAGAACCAAACUGGGAUGAUGAAGACAACAUCGUUAACAACCUGACCUGUCUCUGUGUCGUCGGUAUUGAGGAUCCCGUCAGGCCAGAGGUACCGGAAGCUAUCCGCAAGUGUCAGAAGGCGGGUAUCACGGUGCGCAUGGUGACGGGAGACAAUGUGAACACGGCGCGCUCCAUCGCCAUCAAAUGUGGUAUCCUCAAGCCCACUGAUGACUUCCUCAUUCUGGAGGGCAAGGAGUUCAACAAGAGGAUCCGAGACGCUAAUGGAGAGGUACAACAAAGCCUGCUGGACAAGGUGUGGCCGAAGCUGCGCGUGUUGGCGCGCUCCUCUCCCACUGACAAGUACACUCUGGUCAAAGGCAUGAUAGAGUCCAAGGUGUUUGACACACGCGAGGUGGUCGCAGUCACAGGAGAUGGCACCAACGAUGGACCAGCGCUCAAGAAGGCUGAUGUCGGAUUUGCUAUGGGUAUCGCGGGUACGGACGUCGCCAAAGAGGCGUCUGACAUCAUUCUGACAGAUGACAACUUCUCGUCAAUCGUGAAGGCGGUGAUGUGGGGCCGCAACGUGUAUGACUCCAUCGCCAAGUUCCUGCAGUUCCAGCUCACUGUCAACGUGGUUGCAGUCAUUGUAGCCUUCAUUGGUGCUUGCGCGAUUCAGGACAGCCCUCUAAAGGCGGUACAAAUGUUAUGGGUGAAUUUGAUAAUGGACACUCUGGCGUCGCUCGCGCUGGCCACGGAGAUGCCCACAACCCUGCUGCAACGCAAACCCUACGGUCGCACCAAGCCUCUCAUCAGCCGCACCAUGAUGAAGAACAUCCUCGGACAGGCCAUCUACCAGCUCUUUAUCAUCUUCUCACUGCUAUUUGUAGGUGACAGAUUGCUAAACAUCCCGUCGGGUCGUGGUCAACCACUCGGCUCCGAGCCCACGCAGCACUUCACCAUCAUCUUCAACACCUUCGUCAUGAUGACACUCUUCAAUGAGAUCAACGCGCGCAAGAUUCACGGCCAGAGGAAUGUAUUCGAAGGACUGUUCACAAAUCCCAUCUUCUACUCGAUAUGGAUCGGCACUGCUUUGUCUCAGGUGAUAAUAAUCCAGUUCGGCGGUAUGGCGUUCAGCACGGCGGGCCUGUCGAUAGACCAGUGGCUGUGGUGCCUGUUCUUCGGCGCUGGUACCCUCGUGUGGGGUCAGCUCGUCACCACCGUGCCCACUAGGAAGAUACCCAAGAAACUCUCUUGGGGCCGAGGCCAGCCGGACCCCGAGAACAUCCAGCCCGGUCCGGACUACGACUCGGACCUGGACAAGAAGCCGCGCGCCGGACAGAUCCUGUGGAUACGCGGCCUCACGCGCCUCCAGACGCAGGUCAUAGGUGGCGAGUUACAGGAGCGCUUGAUCCCGGUGCCCUACAGCAAGACCUCAACCGAUCAAGCUAUCCGCGUGGUGAACGCGUUCCGGCAGGGGCUGGACUCCCGCGGCUCGCUGGCCGACGCCGCCCUGGCGGAGGCGCUGCGCAAGCAGACGGCGCUCGCCAAGCGCUUCUCGCACGCGUCCAGCGUCGAUUGCGAGCCGCGCGACGCCCUCGCGCCGCAUGACAUUGACGUGGAGCGCCUCUCCAGCCACAGCCACACCGAGACCGCCGUGUAGCCGCCCCCCGCGC
Papilio machaon (common yellow swallowtail) is the source of this 1936-nucleotide messenger RNA. Its product is annotated as plasma membrane calcium-transporting ATPase 3-like. Gene Ontology annotation, molecular function: ATP binding; P-type calcium transporter activity; ATP hydrolysis activity. The coding region runs from base 16 to 1923 and encodes 635 amino acids. The record is from RefSeq and is a predicted model, not a curated record. The transcript has 12 exons. Gene Ontology annotation, cellular component: intracellular membrane-bounded organelle; membrane. Gene Ontology annotation, biological process: calcium ion transmembrane transport; regulation of cytosolic calcium ion concentration. Lineage: Eukaryota; Metazoa; Arthropoda; Insecta; Lepidoptera; Papilionidae.